GACCCCCUUCCCACGGUGAGAUGCGAAAAAGACGCGCAACGAUGCGUCAUGUGGCUCCGUGCGCUCCCGUUUAGGUAUGAGUGCUCACUAUAAGGCGAAGCUGCGCGGGGAUGACAGCUGCCCCGCUCACUUCUCCGCUGAGCCCUCAGGAGAGCGGAGGGAGAGGGACUGGAUGGGGACCGCGCAGCCACGCGGACAGCGGGUGUGCUGUGACGGAACAUCUCAGCGACGACGCCACGAACGCGCAGUCGGGAACACGCGGAUUUGGACUUCGGGACGGUUCGCGUAAGUCGAGUGGAGCUCUUCUGUGAGUUACGGCCACAAGUGGACUGAUGCCUGCUAUGGAGGACCUCCUGAGUCAACAUGAGUCUGAUCACUGACGAUCUGACGAACUUGUGGAAAAAUGGUUCCGCGGACCUCGACGGGACUCCGGGACCGGUCUCCCGGGUCAACUUCACCCACGGCUCCAGGGGGAACCACACGGAAGUGGACCUCCGCAGAGCGAUCCCGCUCGGCUUGGUUCUGGGGGCUUUCAUCCUGUUCGCCAUCGCCGGCAACAUCCUCGUCAUCCUCUCGGUUGUGUGCAACAGGCACCUGCGGACCCCGACCAACUACUUCAUCAUUAACUUGGCCAUCGCCGACCUGCUGCUGGGCACCACCGUGCUGCCGGUGUCCGCCACCCUGGAGAUCCUAGACUACUGGGUGUUCGGCAGGAUCUUCUGUGACAUCUGGGCGGCGGUGGACGUGCUCUGCUGCACCGCGUCCAUUAUGAGCCUGUGCGUAAUAUCCAUCGACCGCUACAUCGGCGUGAGCCACCCGCUGCAGUACCCGGGCAUCGUGACGGAGAGGCGGGCCCUGCUGGCCAUGCUCGGCGUGUGGGUGCUGUCGGUGGUCAUCUCCAUCGGACCGCUGCUCGGCUGGAAGCAGCCGCCGUCGCCGGACGACAAAGAGUGCCCCAUCACGGAGGAGCCAUUUUACGCGCUCUUCUCGUCGCUCGGCUCCUUCUACAUCCCGCUCGUCGUCAUCCUCGCCAUGUACUGCCGCGUGUACAUCGUCGCCAAGCGCACCACCAAGAACCUGGAGGCGGGCGUGAUGCGCGAGCGCAUGGACUCCAGCGAGCUGACCCUGAGGAUCCACAAGGGAUCGCAGGUGCACGAGGAGCCCGGCGGCUCCGGCGCCGGCAAGGGGCGCGCGCACCAGGCGCGGAGCUCCCUGACCGUGAAGCUCCUGAAGUUCUCCCGGGAGAAGAAGGCGGCUAAGACUCUGGGAGUUGUGGUGGGCAUGUUUACACUGUGCUGGCUGCCCUUCUUUCUGGCCUUACCCAUAGGGUCUUUUAAUGUGAAUCUGCGCCCACCCGACCCCCUCUUCAAAGUCAUCUUCUGGCUGGGCUACUUCAACAGCUGCCUGAACCCCAUCAUCUACCCCUGCUACAACCGCGAGUUCAAGCUGGCCUUCAUCCGCAUCCUCCGGUGCCAGUGUCACCAGAGGAAGCGUCCGGGCUGGAGGGCGUACAACUACCGCUCCUCCAACUUCAGCUCCUCGGGAAACUCGCGCAAGGGCUCCGCCGAUCACAACUCCAUCUGCCUGAACGGCAGCCAGCGCACGCUGCCGUCCUCGGCCAGUCCCAGUCCCAGCUACCUGAGCAAAGGCCUGCCGCCCUGCCCCGAGGGGGAGGCCAUAUACUUCUGGGGGGCCAGCACCCCGACCCCGUCCACGCCCAACCUGCUGCCCGGCAGCGCCGCCAACCACCAGCAGGGGGCCCUGAAGGCGGGGGUCGGGCAGAAAGCGGCCGAGGAGGCGGCCGGGGGUGUUUUCUCCUUCUCCUUUGGUAAGAAUAGAGACAAGGGAGGGGUCGGCAAAGACGGCGCUGUGCCUGAGGGCAAGCUGUGACUGCCGGGUUCGAAAUGUGAGCUGUGGAAGUCAGCCUCGCUGCGUUCACUGUACAUCGUCAGUCGGUGGAUUGUCAUUAGUUGUCAGUGUGAGGUGGUGAUAUCUGAGUUAUGACUUUGCUGCUGUAUUACAGGUAGUGUGUCCUGUGUUACUGUGUGUGUGUGUGGUCGACAGGAUGAUUCAUUUCAGCAGGGAGUAAACAGUUGAAGAGAGGUCGUGGAAGGAAUGCCCUCUCACCAAUGCAUGCGUUUCAAUUCAACUGAAGCUGAAUUUUAGGACUUGGACCCGGUUUGGGAAAAGAACUCAACGAUCGCGGGUUGUGCUUCGAGCCUUUCUGUAAAACAACCCAUGUCCCAUGGCCUGUAAAAAGGAGCUGAGUCAUGUAAAAUGUUUAACAAGACAAACGGUCACCUUUGUGUUUCAGUCGCUUGGUGUCUUCAUGGUAUGCUGUGGAAAUAAAGUAUAACCCGGUC
This is a messenger RNA of Betta splendens (Siamese fighting fish), 2363 nucleotides long. It is a transcript of the gene adra1bb, whose product is annotated as adrenoceptor alpha 1Bb. The transcript is spliced from 2 exons. Gene Ontology annotation, molecular function: alpha1-adrenergic receptor activity. Gene Ontology annotation, biological process: positive regulation of cytosolic calcium ion concentration; cell-cell signaling; adenylate cyclase-activating adrenergic receptor signaling pathway. The record is from RefSeq and is a predicted model, not a curated record. NCBI's taxonomy places the organism in Eukaryota, Metazoa, Chordata, Actinopteri, Anabantiformes, Osphronemidae. Bases 364 to 1890 code for a protein of 508 amino acids. Gene Ontology annotation, cellular component: membrane.